Messenger RNA from Saccostrea cuccullata (small rock oyster), 978 nucleotides. RefSeq lists its product as uncharacterized. Bases 215 to 874 code for a protein of 219 amino acids. The transcript has 5 exons. The record is from RefSeq and is a predicted model, not a curated record. Lineage: Eukaryota; Metazoa; Mollusca; Bivalvia; Ostreida; Ostreidae.
CUGUGAAAUUUGGGGCAUCGUCGAGUCAUUGGCCUCCUCAAUAUGGUGCGUUAAUGACAUUUAAAAGUCUCAAGUAGGAGUAAUUACAGUGUGUAAUGUUUGUUGAAACCACACAAAUGGCUUUUUGGAGACCAUGUAAUUAGACUGAAAUACCAGAUAUGCAACUGUGGUUAAAACAGAAUAAUCCAACUCAUUAUAAAACGGGGAUAAUGGAAUGUGCGAUGUUUACCAUAUGAUUAAGAUCAUGAUAUUUUUAUAUAAGUGUUCAAUCCUUGUUUUGCUUGCUGUACCAUUUGUGAAGUUAAACCAUAAUAAAUUUCGUGGCGGUUUGUUAUCCUGGAAUGCCAUUAAUGAAACACUGAUAACAGUUCAUCACCGUCUGUCGUUUGUGUAUAAUGACAGUUGUCCGAAUAGGAACUCGAGUGCCAGCAUUAGUUGUUUCCCUGGAGGUGGCUGUAAUGAUAGUACAACAAUGAUAGGACUGUGUACAGAGUCUAAUUCCACUGAAAACUGGGCAGAUAGUGAAGGAGACACCAAUUUUACAAUCACUAACUCGACGUCAACAAAUGUAUACUUUAUUGGAUAUUCGGGUUUUGCUUGGCUUUUAUUAGCAUAUUCUGCAAACUCAUGGAGCUUGCGAAUGACAGUAGACGUCUCCACAAGAACCGACGACGGAAGAAUCAACCAGUCUCCUGUUUCAGCAAUGGCCUCAUCAAUCAUUGUUGGUAAUUCGUGCAAUGGCGAGCAAAUAGUAAUACCAGUGGCGGAUUACGACGGAGAUAGUGUACGGUGUCGUCUCUCCACAACAACAGAAGAGUGCGGUGAUAUUUGUAACAAGACAAGCAUUCUUGCCGGGAUUUUAGAAUAUAUCUAGAUUUCAUAUUUUGUCACCACUUGAUUUUACAAUAUCUGCCAUCUCCAAUCCCGUGCUUUACGAAUAUGAGACAACUAUUUCAAAGACUGAUAUACUAGCUGAGG